AAAGACGUUUCUGCUAGCAUGGUGGACUGCUCCGAUGUAGUGAACACUCUAUUCACGCUGGUUGCAUGCGUUCGUUUUUUCGUCUCUCCUUUGCUUUUUAUACUUGGCGUCGCUGCUAACAUGAUGGUGUUUUAUCUCUUUCUGACGAAUAAACCCAUCACUCGCUACAAUCUGUAUCCAAUUGCUCUGAGUAUCUUUGAAUCCAUCGUUCUCCUGCUCAAUGCAUUUAUUGAUGACUUCUUGGGCCGUGGCCUUUACUACUUCUCCAAUGGUAAAGUUCGUAUCAAAGUCGACACCGCUUCCUUAGCAGCAUGCCAGUUUUUCGAAUUUGCUGAAUCAUGGAGCAGUUUUGUGGCAGCAUACAUAAUGCUUGCUUUUGGAAUCGACAGAGUACUCUCCAUCGGUCUUCCCCACCGAUUUCAGCGAGAUCGCUAUAUUGGCGGGACUAUACUGAUAUAUUUUGGAAUCGUGGUGGUCGGAGCUGCACUUAGUGCUCCCAUUGCCGCAGGCUCCGAAUUGAAGUACGAAAAUCAGGCUACAACAAAAGUGUGGUUUCCAGAAGCUACGAAAAAUGUCAGUACGAUGGUAGUUUGUACGCUUAGCAUGCAUAAAGGAACAGGGUAUUACACAAAGGUGAACGUGACGGUCAUCACUUUUCUCAUUCCAACAUUUCUACUCGUAAUCAUUAACUGUAUCAUUAUUGGACAAAUGGUCAAAUUCUUGCGUCGACGAAAGAAUCUUUUCGCUGUCCAGAAUAUGCGCAGAAAAUCACAUCAAAUUAUCAGUGAUCAAGGAGAAAACAGGACGGAAUUGAGGAGGGUCAUUACAUAUCUUCUCAUUUCCUUUGUUUCCUUCGCCUGCACACUCCCCUUCACCGUUACCAUUUGCGUUCGUGCAGGCCAGGAUUCAACGACGCCACGUUGUGAGUCCAGCGUAGUCGCCGAAUUAAGUCGUCUCUUCAACUCCACCAAGGACAUUCAAUACGCCUGUCACGGGUACACAUACAUCUUUUUUUUUAAAUUCUUUCGCAACCGACUCAAGCAGAUGUGCUCGAGAAUGCAAGGAUACUGCUGCUGUAGAGUCAACAGAGUUCUGGCGAAGAAAAACCGUAACGCCGAAAUUACUCAAGUGACCCACACUAGUCCAAAGUAA
This is a messenger RNA of Hydatigera taeniaeformis, 1152 nucleotides long. NCBI's taxonomy places the organism in Eukaryota, Metazoa, Platyhelminthes, Cestoda, Cyclophyllidea, Taeniidae. The record is from the annotation of a GenBank genome assembly.